AUGGGCUGCCUCUUCUCGCGCCGCAGGAAGCCGGCCCAGGGCGGCCAGCAGCAGCAGCAGCAGCAGGAGGAGAAGGCGCCGCAGUACAGCUGGGACCAGCGAGCCAAGGUUGACCCCAAAGAUUACACUUUUUCUGGACUUAAAGACAAAACUGUGGGUCGACUGCCUGGAAAAGUAUCAGGGCAACAAUUCAUCAUUCAGGACUGUGAGAACUGUAGUAUCUACAUAUUUGACCAUUCUGCUACAAUCACUAUUGAUGACUGUGUAAACUGCCAAAUCUUUUUAGGACCAAUAAAAGGCAGCGUCUUUUUCCGUGAGUGCAAAGAUUGUAAAUGUGUAGUGGCCUGCCAACAGUUUCGCACUCGGGACUGCAGAAAGCUGGAGGUAUUCUUGUGCUGUGCCACGCAGCCUAUUAUUGAGUCCUCCACAGGUAUGAAAUUUGGAUGUUUCCAGUACUAUUAUCCUGAGCUUGCUUUACAAUUUAAAGAUGCUGGACUGAGUAUCUUCAAUAACACAUGGAGCAACAUCCAUGACUUUACCCCUGUGUCAGGAGAAAAUAACUGGGGCCUUUUGCCUGAGAAUGCUGUAGUCCAAGAUUAUGUUCCUCUGCCCAGCUCUGAGGAGCUGAAAGCUGUCAGAAUUUCUACCGAUGCUGCGAGGAGCAUAAUACCAGUAACUCGAGGGCGGAGACAGAAAACCAGUGAUGAAUCGUGUUUGGCUGUGUUUUUUGCUGGUGACUACACAACUGCAAAUGCCAGGAAGUUAAUUGAUGAGAUGACUGCCAAAGGCUUUCAGCUGGUACAGACUAAAGAAGUCUUAAUGAAGGCAGAGGAUGCUCACAGAGUUUUCCAGCAGUGUGCAUCAGAAUUCAUUCCACUGCUUGAAAAAGGUCCAGUGGUUGCUUUGGAGUUCAGUGGAGACGGUGCUGUGGAAGGAUGUCAAAGCACUAUAAAUGAUGUUUUUAGUGGGACUAAGGUUUUUGUAUCGGAGAGCAAGGCAUCAGCGUCUCAAGAUGUAGACAAUUUCUACAACUUUGCUGACAUGCAGAUGGGAAUGUGAAGUUUAACAUGAAGGUGUUCACGUACGGUUUGUCUCGGCACUUGGAUGUCACUUGGCUUGAAUAUUGCAGUAGUAUCUGAGAAUUUUUGUCAUUUGGUUUUGUAUUUCUCAUAUAUCCCUUUUAUAAAGCUAUUGGUGGCUUUAAUACCAUAUUACCUGAACUGAAGUAAAUAGCAUAGCUCCCCACGUGUGUUGUGUUUGAAACUUAUAUUUCAACUCCAGAAACAAUGGAGGUUUUCUACUAACUUUUUACAGUGAUUUCUAAAUUUCUAUUGACACUUGAAUGUUUCUUGUCAACAUCUAAUGGUAAGACAUAUUUGAAAAGUGCAAUGCUGAUCCAGAUUUGAUGCAGUAGUAAUUGUUACCUUUAACUCAAGACACAUUGUUUAGAAAGUGCAUUUAUGUGAAACUCGCUGUUCAAACCAUAACCAUAUGCAAAUUUGUCUUCAUUGGGGGCCAGAGAGGAAGCUGUAGUCAUUGACUUUCUGAAA
Messenger RNA from Gavia stellata (red-throated loon), 1550 nucleotides. It is a transcript of the gene RP2, whose product is annotated as RP2 activator of ARL3 GTPase. Gene Ontology annotation, cellular component: periciliary membrane compartment; cilium. Bases 1 to 1059 code for a protein of 352 amino acids. NCBI's taxonomy places the organism in Eukaryota, Metazoa, Chordata, Aves, Gaviiformes, Gaviidae. The record is from RefSeq and is a predicted model, not a curated record. The transcript has 6 exons. Gene Ontology annotation, molecular function: GTPase activator activity. Gene Ontology annotation, biological process: post-Golgi vesicle-mediated transport.